AGGCGCUGACCACGUCGGAGGUGGCUCCGGCCAAGCAGCUCGACUUUAAAGGUACGCGUGUCGCGUUUCGCCUGUCCUAAGGGAAGUCUUUUCUCCGUUUUGCUUGCAGAUUUGUAGCCGGUCCACGCCAUGGGGAAGAAAAAUAAGAGCAAAGCCGCGUUGAACUCGUCCGCGGACGAACCGGCAACGAAACAAGCCCUGGAGGAACAAAUGCCGCCGCAGACUUCGCCCGCCGUCAACGAACCGUUCGAAAUUCCGCUCCACUCGAAGCAGGCCGCCUUUGCGCUGCUCUGGCUUCUGGUCUACAGCUUUUUCAUGUUCACGCUUCCGUUUGUGGCGUUCUACGGCACGAAGCACAUCCUGGCGGACCACUUCCAAGUGACAGGGUUCCCCAACACGUGCGGCUCGGUGCUGGCGGCCGUGCUGACCGUGAACGUGAUUAUCAUUCUGUACGCGCUGCGCGGGUUCCGCGAGGCCGAGGAGGACGAACAGGAGCGGAAGCGGAACGAAACGACGACGACGGCGGCGAGUGGUGAAGAGUCGAAGAAGAUCAAAUGAUGAAAUAUUCCAGUAUUUGAGAGUUUUAGAGUGUGUGGCGUAGAUUUUUUUGGCUAGUGAAUAAAAAGAGAAAAGACUUCCCUCUUA
Culex pipiens pallens (northern house mosquito) is the source of this 645-nucleotide messenger RNA. RefSeq lists its product as uncharacterized. The record is from RefSeq and is a predicted model, not a curated record. The transcript has a single exon. NCBI's taxonomy places the organism in Eukaryota, Metazoa, Arthropoda, Insecta, Diptera, Culicidae. Gene Ontology annotation, biological process: vacuolar proton-transporting V-type ATPase complex assembly. Bases 130 to 558 code for a protein of 142 amino acids. Gene Ontology annotation, cellular component: endoplasmic reticulum membrane.